CUCCGGACGGUCCAGCUCGGAAUCGGGAACCUCGACCGACCUCGCCGACCUCACCGAUCCCGACUCGAAGGGAGACGACCGUUACAUAAAUGAUUCCAGGCUAAGGUGUUCCCCGGCAGAAGCUCGAAAGAGGCCGGAAGGGACCGCUCGACGAGAUGAAGGACGACAAUGCCGCCGUCAAGGCGGCGCCGUCCCUCCUGGUGCUCUCGGUCUCCGCCCUGACGCACGUCCUGCUGGUCUGGCCGGUGAUCUACGUGGUCGUCCUCUCGGCCAUCAAGUACAGCUUCUUCUCCUGGCACCCCAUCUGCACGACGGUCGGGGUGUGUCUGCUGAUGACGGAGGCGGUCUUCGGCAUCUCCGGGGAGGCCUACUUGAACCAGAGACUCUCCAGGCGCGGCAGGGUGACCCUCCACUGGGUGCUGCACACCCUGGGACUCGGGUUGACGAUCGCCGGCUUCGCGGUGAUAGUGGUUAACAAAAGCUGGUACAACAAGGACCACUUUAUGACGACCCACGGCCAGCUGGGGCUGAGCGCGGUCGUCGUGGGGGUCCUGGUGGCGAUCUCCGGCAUCCCCACUCAGAACGCCAACUGGCUCUACCCUCGGGUAAGCCCCGUCCUGCUGAAGGUGAUCCACGGGAUCCUGGGGAUCGCGGCGACGAUCCUCCUGUUGGCGGCCACCAUCAACGGGAUUUACCUACGCUGGUGGCCAGGGUCCGAGGUAGGUCGGGAUCUGGUCUUCGCCUCCUUCGUCCUCGCCUUGAUCUUCCUCCUGGCGAAGCCCGUCCUCGGCGCGGCCUCCAGGAGCAGGCUCCUCUGGCGCCGGUCCACCAGGGUGGCGAGGACGUGACGAUCCUCGGAAGGAGGAGAGGGAUUCGGCGGCGGUCGGCGGUCCGACCUGCAUCGGAAAGAGGAACGAAGACGACGGAGAUGACGUAGCGGUCGGGCCGAGCAAGGACCCCCUCGGGACGUUCUCGCGGUUCCGCGUCGACAUGUGCUCGAUGACGUAUCGUCAACCACGUAUCAACACUUUAUUAACGAUACACGCUCCUACACGUAUACGUCAAACACGUAUGUAUAUCCGCGUAUAUACGCGACGAACACGGGGUGUACAUAGUUUCGGACGAAACGACGCAGAUACGCGACUCCCCCUCUCGGGGAUCCUCCUCUAACGUAUUCCGCUGCGGCCGUCCGCGGUUGCGCUCCCGCGUGCGGCUGCAUUCCUUCACUCCGUACAUCGCUAGGUACCUAGAUAUUCGCACGUACUCGCGUGCAAAUUAAUUCCCGGCACUCUCGCAACGACUGCUUUGUCUUCUCCCUCGUGCGCGCGCCUAAUUCGCCUCCGCUUAACGUUGCGCAACGACGUGAAUACAUAUACAAUUUUUAUAGAUAAUUUUGUAUACAUGUAUGUAUAUAUAUAUAUAUAUCAUCUUUAUAUAUUUAGCCGUAACUCCUC
Molecule: messenger RNA, 1454 nt
Organism: Orussus abietinus
Lineage: Eukaryota; Metazoa; Arthropoda; Insecta; Hymenoptera; Orussidae
Product: cytochrome b561 domain-containing protein 2
Exons: 3
Coding region: 156-848 (230 amino acids)
Molecular function (GO): transmembrane monodehydroascorbate reductase activity
Source: RefSeq, a predicted model, not a curated record